GGGCGGAGCUGGCGUCUCCUCGCGGAUGGGCGGCGGGACGGCGGCCGCAGCCCGGGGCAGACAGGCGGACAGGCACGGAGCCCGGCCCGGCGGGAUCACCCGCAGUAGGACGACCCAGCGCGCUGCGGUGCGGCGGCGCCGACUGAGACCCGGAGCUGUCCACCUUGGCGGAGCGCGGCAUCUCCAGGUCCCUGGGUCUGGACAUCCAGCUCUACUAGGCCUGGCCAUGGCAUUGUGCCUAAAGCAGGUAUUUGCCAAGGACAAAACUUUCCGGCCCCGGAAGCGCUUUGAGCCCGGCACACAACGCUUUGAGCUCUAUAAGAAGGCACAAGCCUCACUCAAGUCUGGCCUGGACCUUCGCAGUGUGGUGAGGCUGCCACCUGGCGAAAGCAUCGAUGACUGGAUCGCUGUGCACGUGGUGGACUUCUUCAACCGCAUCAACCUCAUCUAUGGCACCAUGGCUGAGCACUGCAGUGAGACCAGCUGCCCAGUCAUGGCGGGCGGGCCUCGCUAUGAGUACCGCUGGCAGGAUGAGCGCCAGUACCGAAGGCCUGCCAAGCUCUCGGCGCCCCGUUAUAUGGCAUUGCUUAUGGACUGGAUCGAGGGUCUCAUCAAUGAUGAGGAUGUCUUUCCAACACGUGUUGGAGUUCCCUUCCCCAAGAACUUCCAGCAGGUCUGCACCAAGAUCCUGACCCGACUCUUCCGAGUCUUUGUCCACGUCUACAUCCACCACUUCGACAGCAUCCUCAACAUGGGGGCAGAGGCACAUGUCAACACCUGCUAUAAGCACUUUUACUACUUCAUCCAGGAGUUCAGCCUGGUGGACCAGAGGGAGCUAGAACCACUGAGGGAGAUGACAGAACGGAUCUGCCACUGAGUCCAGAUCUAGAUGUUGUUGCCUAUCAACUGGACCAUCGGACACAGUGUAGCUGGGAAAGGGGACCCUUAGGAGCCUGUCGGUAGAGCAAUCUGAAGGCCUGUAGGACCCCUCUACAUACCCAACACCUCUGGACUUCUCAGAAGUCCACCUGGAGAACGGAGGGCUUCAAGUGGGCAACUGAAGCAAAGGAGUUUAGCCCCUCACAUUCGGUCCAAGAGUAGGGUAGGCUUCCAGGUUCCUGCUCUGAUAUUUCACCCUUUCACCCUACCAUGGUGGGUCCCAAAUCUAUUUGGGGAAUAUGGAUGUGGCUGAACUGGUGGCAAGAAAAUUAUGAGAGUGAGUGCCUGUAUUUGAGCAAGCGGGUAGGUGUGUGUGCGCGCAAGGGGUGGGGGUUUGAUUGUGGGAUUUGUCUGAGAGAUUCAGGUCCUUUCUGGCACAUAGUAGGCCCUCAUGUUGGAUGGAUGGGUGGGUGGGUGGAUGGAUAGAUGGAUGGAUGGAUGGAUGGAUGGAUGGAUGGAUGGAUGGGUGGAUGGGUGGACAAACAGACAGGAUGAUCUAAGUCCAUGACCCUUUUAGGAGUAAUGACAGCUUUGUUCCCUAGCUCAACUCUGACCAUAUGUACAAGUGUACAGAAUGUGCAUGUAGAUGGAGUGGUACCUCUGGAUCUUCUAGAACACCAUUUUCUAUCUACGUGAGUCCCAUGCAGUUGAGUGGAGGCUAGAAAGUUCAGCUUUGCCCUGAAUUCCUUAAACUCAUGACCUACCACCAUGUGGGCUGAUUUGCUCAGCCAAGGAUGUCCACAAAUUGUUAUGUCACUCAUCUUUCUGCUUCCAGGAGGGUCUGAUAACAGUAAGCCUCUAAGCUACUGUGGUGGCACAUACCUUUAAUUCCAGCAUUCAUGAGGCAGAGGCACGAGGAUCUCUGAGUUCUA
Microtus ochrogaster (prairie vole) is the source of this 1811-nucleotide messenger RNA. RefSeq names its product MOB kinase activator 3C (gene Mob3c). The record is from RefSeq and is a predicted model, not a curated record. Lineage: Eukaryota; Metazoa; Chordata; Mammalia; Rodentia; Cricetidae.